This is a messenger RNA of Dama dama (fallow deer), 3569 nucleotides long. It is a transcript of the gene CCDC39, whose product is annotated as coiled-coil domain containing 39. The transcript is spliced from 20 exons. NCBI's taxonomy places the organism in Eukaryota, Metazoa, Chordata, Mammalia, Artiodactyla, Cervidae. The record is from RefSeq and is a predicted model, not a curated record. Bases 4 to 2829 code for a protein of 941 amino acids. Gene Ontology annotation, cellular component: axoneme. Gene Ontology annotation, biological process: cilium movement; cilium-dependent cell motility; inner dynein arm assembly.
AUCAUGAGUAGUGAAUUCCUGGCGGAGCUGCGUUGGGAGGAUGGGUUCGCUAUCCCGGUGGCGAACGAGGAGAACAAGACACUGGAAGAGCAGUUAUCAAAGCUGCAAGAUGAAAGGUCAAGCAUGCAAGAUCAGCUACGUGACUAUGAAGAUCGAAUUAAUGCUAUGACUUCUCACUUCAAAAAUGUUAAGCAAGAGUUCUUGUUUACCCAGUCUCUUUGCAAAGCCAGGGAUCAUGAGAUUGAAAGUGAAGAACAUUUUAAGAUGAUUGCUGAAAGAGAGCUGGGACGAGUGAAGGAUGAAAUUCAACGACUAGAAAAUGAGAUAACUUCAAUACGGGAAAAAAAAAAUGAUAAGGAAAAUUCCAUAUUUAAAAUUACUCAAAAAUUGGAUGGUUUGAAAUGUCAAAUGAACUGGGACCAGCAAGCAUUGGAGGCGUGGCUGGAAGAAUCAGCUCAUAAAGAUAGUGAUGCUCUCACUCUUCAGAAGUACGCUCAGCAAGAUGAUAAUAAAAUUAGGGCCCUGACCCUGCAAUUAGAAAGAUUGACUGUGGAAUGUAAUCAGAGAAGAAAGGUACUUGACAAUGAAUUUGCAGAGACUCUAAGUGUACAGUUAGAAUUGGAUAAAGCAGCCCAAGAUUUUCGACAGAUUCAUAAUGAAAGGCAAAAACUCAUUCUACAGUGGGAGAGCACAAUAGAACAGAUGCAGAAGAGAGAUAAAGACAUCGAUAACUGUGCCGUGGCAUUAGCAAGGAUAAAGCAGGAAAUAAGAGAGAAAGAAAAUCUGGUUAAGGAAAAAAUCAAGUUUUUGGAAAGUGAGAUUGGGAAUAACACAGAGUAUGAAAAAAAAAUUUCUGCUGCUGAUCGUAAAGUUUUAAAAUGUAGAAUGGAAUAUCACCGUCAUGAAGCUAAUAGAAUUCAGCUGAAGGAUGAGCUGGAUUCUUUAAAAGCCACUGUGAAUAGAAGUUCCAGUGAUUUAGAGGCUCUGAGGAAAAAUAUUUCCAAAAUAAAGAUGGACAUUAAUGAAGAAACAGCAAGGUUAUGCAAAAUUAAAAAUCAUAAUCAGAUUGUAAGAAAAAAAUUAAAGCAGAUAACUGAGAAAACUAUGUCUGUAGAGGAGAAAGCUACCAACUUGGAAGACAUGCUGAGGGAGGAAGAAAGAGGUGUGAAGGAAGUAGAAGUUCAGUUGAACAUAGUUAAAGAUGUGUUAUUUAAGAAAGUUCAGGAAUUACAGACUGAAACAAUGAAAGAAAAAGCUCUUGUAUCUGAAAUUGAAGGAACCCGUUCUUCUCUAAAGCACCUCAACCAUCAGUUACAUAAACUGGACUUUGAAACUUUGCAGCAGCAAGAAAUUAUGUACACUCAGGAUUUUUACAUUCAACAAGUAGAACGCCGAAUGUCGCGCUUAAAGGGAGAAAUUAAUUCAGAAGAAAAACAAGCCCUUGAAGCAAAAACUGUUGAACUUCAGAAGACAUUGGAAGAGAAGAAAUCUGCACUUUGCCUUUUGGAAACACAGAUCAAGAAGCUUCAUAAUGAUCUUUACUUUACCAAGAAGUCGAAUAGUAAAUAUCGUGAUGAAAAACAGUCCCUCAUGACCAAAAUAAAUGAACUAACCCUUUUCAAUGACAGAUCAGAGAAAGAACUUACUAAAGCCAAAGCUUUCAAACAGGAUUUGAUGAUUGAAGACAAUCUUUUAAAACUUGAGGUUAAACGUACUCGAGAACUGCUUCACAGUAAGGCAGAAGAAGUUCUUUCUCUGGAAAAAAGAAAACAACAAUUACACACAGCUAUGGAAGAACGGACCGAAGAAAUUAAGGUUCACAAAACAAUGCUUGCAUCACAAAUAAGAUAUGUUGAUCAAGAACGGCAAAAUAUAAGUGCUGAGUUUCAUGAGCGGCUAAGUAAAAUUGAUAAGCUGAAGAAUAGAUAUGAAAUUCUUACUGUUGUAAUGCUGCCUCCUGAAGGAGAAGAGGAGAAAACUCAGGCCUACUAUGUAAUAAAGGCUGCUCAAGAAAAAGAAGAACUCCAAAGGGAAGGUGACAGUUUGGAUGCUAAGAUCAACAAAGCUGAGAAAGAAAUCUAUGCUCUAGGAAACACCCUGCAAGUGCUCAACAGCUGCAACAACAAUUACAAACAAUCUUUUCAGAAAGUGACUCCAUCUAGUGCUGAGUAUGAGGUAAAAAUUCAACUAGAAGAACAAAAAAGAGCUGUUGAUGAAAAAUACAGAUACAAACAAAGACAAAUCAGAGAACUACAGGAAGAUAUCCAGAGCAUGAAAAAUACUUUAACAGUUAUAGAACACUUAACAAAUAAUGUCAAAGAAAAAGUAACAGAGAAGCAAGCUUAUGUACUUCAAUUAAAUAGAGAAACUGAGGAACAGAAGCCAAAAUUAGAAAGAGUAACUAAACAGUGUGCAAAACUCAUCAAGGAAGUCCGUCUUUUGAAAGAUACAAAAGAUGAAACACUAGAAGAACAAGAUAUCAAACUUCGUGAAGUGAAACAGCUUCACAAGAUCAUUGAUGAAAUGUUAAUUGAUAUCACACAAGAAAAUGCUGACCUCGGUGUUAUCCUUCAAACAUACUUUCAACAGAGUGGUUUAGAACUACCUACAAGUAGUACUAAAGGUAGUCGUCACAGUUCUAGAUCUCCUUCCCAGACUUCACUGUUAUCAGUAAGGUCAUCUAAGAGUACAAGCACUUCUGCUUCUCAGACUUCGAUCAAAGUUUUAGAGCUGAACUUCCCAGCCUCCCCGCUAACUGGCAGCACUUCCAGACCAACCAGUGCCAGCAGUGCCUCCAGUGCUGGUAAAAGCAGGAAGACCAACAAAUGAACAUUUUAAAUCUCUCCUGAGCAAGCUGUAAACACAAAACCAAAGGGAUCCUAAGUUUAAAAUAGUGUACCACACCCUAUGCUUUUGGGUGCCUUAUACUGAUAGAGAGGCCUACUGAGAUAAGUGUUAGAAAUACAAAUAACCAGAGAAAAGUUUUAUCCAGUGAAAAAUGUAAGAACUUCAUGCUAGCCAUGAAACUACUCACUUCUAGUGUAAGAGAAUCUUUUAGGAAGAAAUCUCUAAAGAUCUACUGUACUAUAUAGUUUAUAACACUUUAUUAAAAUUCUUUUAGCCUAGAUGAUCCUGAAAUUAGGUUUUAUUUAUUAAAAGAAACAUUUCUUAGACUUUGGGAGAAGAAACCUGUUAGUUACUUCUUUUAGCAUUACCUCUCCCCCUCCCUCCACCAAGAAAACAGCUGACAGGAAAGAGAACCACUAUAUGUCAACAACAGUGGAGCUUAAAUUUCUAGAAAGCAGGCCAUUCUGAUCUUGAAAUAAGUCAAACAUAGUGAAGAUUCUGCUCUCAAGAUACAACCAAGAAUAUGUUUUCAAGAUUUCCUUGAUUUAAUAAACAAUUUAAAGAAAGUCAGGCAUAAUUAGAUUUGCAGUAAGAAUUCUGUAUAUUUCCAGUAAAGGCAGACUACCAGAUUAAGAAUUAGUUAUUUCUGUCAAUUUUUUAUCAUAACAUGUGCCCAACACUUUGAACUCUGGAAUAGAGGGUGAAGUAUGACUUAUGUUAUA